Ochlerotatus camptorhynchus is the source of this 570-nucleotide messenger RNA. RefSeq names its product ejaculatory bulb-specific protein 3-like. The coding region runs from base 20 to 406 and encodes 128 amino acids. The record is from RefSeq and is a predicted model, not a curated record. NCBI's taxonomy places the organism in Eukaryota, Metazoa, Arthropoda, Insecta, Diptera, Culicidae. The transcript has a single exon.
UCAAAUCAAAUAAUCGAAAAUGAAAUUCUUCAUCGUUGCUCUGGCUCUGAUCGCCUUGGCUGCUGCCAAACCCCAAGACGACCAGUACACCACCAAGUACGAUAGCGUCGAUAUCGAUGAGAUCCUCAAGUCGGACCGUCUGUUCAAGAACUACUACAACUGCUUGAUGGAUAUGGGAGCCUGUACCCCAGAGGGCAAUGAGCUGAAGCGUGUCCUGCCCGAUGCCCUGGAAAACGAUUGCUCCAAGUGCAGCGAGAAGCAGAAUGAGUCCAGCACCAAGACCAUCAAGUUCCUGACCGAGAACCACCCUGAGGAAUGGAAGGCCCUGAAGGCCAAGUACGACCCCGAUAACAAGUACGUCGAGAAGAACGUGGCUAAGGCCGAGAAGGAUGGAAUCAAGCUGUAAAUUUACCCUUGACACCCCCCCAAAGCAAAUCAAUCAACCGCCAUGAUCUUGAGGAAAAUUCUUCUGUGUUUCAAAUGAAUUAUCAUGCCACCGCCCAGAGAUAGUUUUGCAGACUCCGCCGUGCAGAGUAACCAUUGGUGACAAUAAACGGUUUCUGUAACUCA